CUCUUAAGUUAUUUGGCAUCUCUCCAACCCCACCUCUUUUGCAGUUAACAAAACUGUUUUACGAAGAAUUUGAUACUCUGAGGGGAAGAGAAAGGGAGGGGGAGAGAAAGAAGGGAGUGAACAGGAGGGAGCGAGCGAGCGAGAGAAAGGUGUUUUGGACAUGUGCUAGUGCACGAGAUGUCAUUCACACAGUACAGGAGUUAAAGCAUGUGCCUUUAAGGUGGAUUCACAAUUUCAAUCCACUCGUUUUCUCCAUGCAACAUGUGGGUCUCAUGCUUUUUUUAGUUCACCGUCGCUGCCAUCUCUCACGCUACCCUUGAAAUAGACAGCUGAUAUACAGAAAAGUAGAGUGAAGUGCAGGGGAGGAGGAAAGCUGAAGUGCAAGAGAGGAAGAGAAGGGCUGUGUCUUUCCGGUCUAUUUGCACCCAAGGACACCCUAGUGAACAACAAGCCCCAGCAACCAGGAGAGACAGCAAGAGAACAAAAGUUUGACUAUGUAAGAGCACUUCAUAUGCCUAACACUCAGUCAAACCUUAGAUUAUUAACAAAGGCAAGGCCUGAAAGAAAGGGGAAUUCCGAGAGCAGUGAAGAUCAAAGCCUGACACACAAUCGUAGUCAGACCAAGAACCCCGGUACCUGAUGACAGAUACCGCUUUUCUUUUCUAGAGUGUACAUUUUUCUGCUCUAGACUUGUAAAACAAACCUCCAAUAUCUUUCAAGCCACAACACUGUCGCUGAUGCACCUCAGAAAGAGGAAGACAAACAAAAUCUGAGAGAUCAGCAAAACCCUUUAGGGACGGUUGACCUCUGUGACCCCUCUCACUUCUUGCCCAGUAUGGAGCGGAUACGGCUGAUGCUUGGGGCUCUGCUCCUCACCCUCUCUCUGCCCAGUCUCCCUGCUCAAGAUAAUGUCACUGUCACUGUACCUGAGAAUGUCACCAUGGCAGCACCUAUUAAUGAGGAAGUCACGAUGGCAGCCUCUACACCGGAGGCCACCAUAGAGACAACGUCUGUUCCUGUGGUCAUCACUAGGGCACAGCCUGCCCCUGAAAUUAUCACCCUGGUAACUGCUAUUCCGAAAGUAACUUCUGUUUCAGUACCUACCACUGAUGCCAUCACUAUGGUAAUAACAAACCCUGAGAUCACCAGCGUUCAGGAGUCCACAUCUGAUGCACCAACUACUACUUCAGAGGCUGAGACGAUGACACCUUCCCCUGUGACCAUUGAAGGGCCUAUAGACACGACCACUCCACCUGGCCCUAAACCCACCCUCUCCCAAGACGUCCUUACAACCACCUCUUAUCUCCCAACCACUUCCCAGGACCACCUGACUUCUGUUAUCCCAGUCUGGCCCCUCCACACCACCCCUCCUCUGACGGAGGACUCCACUUACACACCUGAACCUACACCUGCCUCAGAGAUUACUGUCUGCCACACAGAGGGACUUACCACUGCACCCACCUCCCCAUCGGUCAAUGCCGCCCCCGGCCAUGCCACGACCCCCACUACCACCCACACCUCCACAGAUCCAGACUCUACGGUGGCUGGGGUCAGAGUGGAGACAGGUCAGCCCAGCUUGUUAUGGGUCAUCAUCGUCGCUCUCCUGAUCGGGGUUAUAUUCGCGGGCGUGUUCUACUGUGUAUGUCUGGUCAUCAGACGAAAGAGCCAGAGCCGCACCGAGCACUUUGUGUCCAGCUUCCGGAACGGGAAGAGUUCCAAGCGGAAGAAAGGGCCGGAGGAAGACGCCUGGGCAGGGCCAGUGAAGCUAGGGGGUGGGGACAGGGAGGAGGAUGAGGGUGGGGAGGAGGGAGGGAGCCCAGAGGACAACAAGAGAGAGGGGGCUGGAACGGAUGUGGUGCUGAGCACAUUCAUAGCCAACGAGACUGAGGGAGAGAGGGGUGGGCCUGAUGGGGGAGUAGGAGUGGCUGGGAGCAAGGAGGCAGAGAAAUGGGAGGAGAAGGAGCCUCUGCUGUACAUUGAUGAGGGAGUGGAGGAGGGACAAGAGAGGAUGGCUCCUCCUUCACUUUCAAAAUCGAACCCAGAAAAGACAGGAGGGGAAAGAGGGGAGGGGGAAAAUUAAAAAGAAAUGGAGAGGGGAGAAGGGAAUGGAAAUAAAUCAAAUUAGAGUGAAAGAGGUAAGAAGAAUGGAGGAGCAGCAUUCUGUCUAACCACUGCAGUUUAAAAAUAGAAGAGAUUUACAUAAAAAGUUUUUCUAGGUGAUAAUGUAAAAGUUACUUUGUACUACUGAAAAGGCCUUUGACAUUGUAUGUAUCUGUGAUUGUGUGCUCUGUCAACAUAACUCAGGGAAGAUAGAAGUGGUUGUGUGUAUGGUCAUAAGUUUUACCCUUGGUAUUUUGUAUGCUGUUUUGUCAGAAUUUUUGUUUAAUAAAGUUUUAGAUGUGCAUGUUCUAGAAUGAAGUUGUUGAACGUUGACAGAAUAUUAAUACUCUUUGCUUAACAAUUUGCGGUCUUCAAAUGCACUUGAUUUUUGGAACUGCUUAAAUCAAUAGCACUCAAUUCAUAGGUGCAAAUCUGAACUUCCACUGAGACAAAUUUUCACUUAGUCUCCCAUUGACAUCAAUGCAUGACUAAGUGAGUAUUCAACUUCAGUGGAAGUUAGGAUUUGUCCCAUUUGUCCCAUUGCCUUUGUUUACUUGAUAUGGAGUUCCCGAAUGGCGCAGCGGUCUAAGGCACUGCAUCUCAGUGCUUGAGGCGUCACUACAGACACCCUGAUUUGAAUCCAGGCUGUAUCACAACCGGCUGUGAUUGGGAGUCCCAUAGGGUGGUGCACAAUUGGCCCAGCAUCGUCCGAGUUUGGCUGGUGUAGGCUUUCAUUGAAAAUAAGAAUUUGUUCUUAACUGACUUGCCAGGUUGAAUAAAAUAAAAUAUGUGUUGCCGAUUAUGGCCACUAGGUUGUGCCCUUUCCCUAUCUUUAUGAUCAGAGCACAGUUCAAUUAUGUGACCUGCAGUAAAGAGCGGGUGUUGUGAUGACACACAGGUCUUCCGUUUUACUGGUCUGUUUUUGCUGAAGUUGCAUCUGUUGCAAACGUCUAUCAGAGAAAACAGCAGAGAUCAAAAACAGUUGUUCAGGCAAACAACUCAGUCAUAGAUCCCCUCUGAUGUGAUCACAAAUUAAAGUUAAAGACACAACAACCGCUCUUAGUAAGAUUGAUCCUUGGUAAAUAUAACAUUUUAUCCUGGCCACUACACCCCUCAACCUUCUUCAACUAUUUUUUCAGGAAGGGGAGUAAGUGUGUGUGUGUGGGGGUUGGGGAAGGGGGGUGCGUACAACAGAAACAGAGGAAAUAGAAGAGAAACAAAUCUGCAACUCUGUCAAAUAAAUGCCUUAAUGUCUCUCUGCUCUGCUCCACUGAAUAGGAUAAUCUGACAGAGAAUAAUGUUUGUUUAGAGAGAGAGAAGGAGAGAGAUAGAGUGUGAGAGAGAGGGAGGGAGGGAGAUAGAUGUGUUGAGUAAGGGGACGGAGGUGAGGAGGAAGAAGGGGCGCUGGAGGAGGGACGGCAAAAAUACUGAGGAGAGGAGGGGGAGCAAGACAGAAAAGAGAGCGGCAACAACACAGUCACAUCUGGAAGUUAUUGAGAAGUAGAGAGAGUGAGGGAGAGAGAAAGAGAGAGAACUGUAUUGUGAAUUGAAAAGAGGGAGAAAGGAUAAACAAACUCUAGAUGUAGAGAUAGAUAGACUUGUUAAAUGUAUCAACUGAGUUAAAGAUUCACGGGAGGACAGAGUUUAUCUAAAAGUUGACAAGAAUUCUACAGUGGACAGAGAGAAAGGAACAGAGGAAAAGAAAGAGAGAGCGCAAGAAACUGUAAUUCUAUCCUAAGAACAAUCCAUACCAAGAGGGGAGAACGACAGAGAGGGAAAACUAAUGUAGAUUUCUAAUCUGGAGGACCGUCUAAAACAGAACAAAGUGGUCUGAAUCAAAACGUAUGUUAUUGAGUUGAAAUUAAAUCAACUCAACAAAGGAGAAGUGUCCAGAGAACAAAAGAGGAGUCCCCUAGUCUGGAAUUCUUCUGCGCAUUUGUCUCCCUAUCAAGCCUGUGGAGUCAACCGUCAGACAGGAUGUCAGCCUCUCGGAGGUGCCUGUGCUGCGUGAAAUACCUCAUGUUCGUCUUCAACCUCAUCUUCUGGCUGGGAGGGUGUGGCCUGUUUGGAGUGGGAGUGUGGCUAUCAUUCACCCAGUCCGAGUUCUCCUCCCUCCCGCUGUCUUUUCCCUCACUCUCUGCAGCAAACCUACUUCUGGUCGCUGGGGGCGUCACCAUGGUGACAGGCUUCCUGGGUUGCCUUGGCGCCCUGAAGGAGCAGCGCUGCCUGCUGAUGACGUUCUUUGUAAUCCUUUUGCUCCUGGUGUUGACAGAGGUGACUCUAACCCUGGUUCUCCAUAUCUUUCACAACGAGCUGGACACGAAAGCUCAGGAUGAGUUAAAGGAGGGGAUGAAGAAUUACUUGACAGACGAAGGACUGAAGAAGUCAUGGGACAAUGUGCAGAAAAUGUUCAAGUGCUGCGGCGUGACCAACAAAACAGAUUGGUACCUCGUGGUCAACGGAACGCUCCCCUUUUCCUGCUGCUCUGGGGGGAUGGACCAAUGUGUUGAAGGAUGGAUCGAGCCGUGUUAUCAGAAGGCCAGACAGUGGCUCCUGGACAACAUUCUCUCUGUCCUGGUGUUUGGAGUCUGCAUUGGCAUUGUCCAGAUCCUGGCUCUGAUUUUCUCCCUGCUGAUGUACUGCCAGAUCCUCCGUGCUGAGGAGUACCUGGACUGAUCUGGGACUGGUCCUUCACAGACAGGAGAAGCUGAAUGAGAGACUCCCUAGCUGGCACAGAGUUCAUCUAACGUUUCUUUAAGGUUUUCCUUCGGUUAUUUUUACCUUUAAGCCAGGCAAGUCAGUUAAGAACAAAUUCUUAUUUUCAAUGACGGCCUAGGAACAGUGGGUUAACUGCCUGUUCAGAGGCAGAAUGACAGAUUUGUACCAUGUCAGCUCAGGGGUUUGAACUUGCAACCUUCCGGUUACUAGUCCAACGCUCUAACCACUAGGCUACCCUGCUGCCCCGAAAAAUAUCUUCUCCACGCCGAUGUGGGAACUAAAAGAAAAGUGUUAGCUGGUGUGUUUUAUACCAACUGCUGGGAAUGGUUUUUCAGAACAUUAAAUCCAGAUCAAAAUCAUCCUUUUUGUAUGUUCAAUUCUGUUAAGUUUAAUAAAAUAUAUUUGAAUGAGAACACAUCACCCAUUUGAAGGGUUAUUUUCAUCGGGAUUGAUGGUUCUUAGAACACUGCACUAAAAACCAUGGGGCACAUUCCAGGUCAUCUUCAUUGCGGUCAUGUUGCUCAGAUCUCACAACGCCUGGUGAAGUGUAAUUCAAUUGGCUUUGAGAGAUCUGAUCAUCUGGAAUACAGCCCUUUACUUAUAAUGUAUAAAGAAGGAUAUUAUUUGUAACUAUUGGGGACUACGUGCUACUUGUCACUUUCACUAUUAGGCGAUACUAAUAAUAUUGUUUAGUAGUGAAAAUAUAAAGUGCUUGCCCUGAUGUCCAUGGACAAGCAGUGAGACUUGCCCCAAAGAAACACUUACACUACUCUGUUCAACUGCAGCAUAUUUUAAACAAAAGUCUAAACUGUUUUAAAGUGAGCCUUACCAAAACAAAUAAAAUGUAAAUACAUUGUAAUUUGUAUGCAUGUGAAGUGGUAGUUGUUUUGUGAACUUCAGCAUUUUGUAAAAUACACAAAUGUAUGACUCUGAUUGUGAAUGCGGUAAUAGUUCAAAUAACUUGUUUUCCAUAUUGUGCGUAUGAGGUGUUGUCGGUAUGAAUUCACUUCUCUUAUAGUUGAGAUGAGCCUAUGCUUUCAUAUACUUAUUCAGUCCAAUAGACAACUGAAGAGGUAAUUGACUUGCAACAGGGUUCGUCAUUCUAAUGAAAUAUAUAUCACAUAUAUAAAUGGACUAUGAAAGUAUGCUUUUUAAUCAUGAUCUGCGGUCAUAACACCAAGUAAUGAAACCCAAAACAAACCAAUGACUACACUGUACAGGGUUUUGUAAAACAUGUCUAUAGAAAAACAUUGAUAAGAAAAUAAUUGUACAAGUACACAUGAUUCUCAGACAUAAAUACAAUUGUGACAAUU
Messenger RNA from Oncorhynchus kisutch (coho salmon), 6131 nucleotides. Its product is annotated as tetraspanin-4. NCBI's taxonomy places the organism in Eukaryota, Metazoa, Chordata, Actinopteri, Salmoniformes, Salmonidae. The coding region runs from base 4078 to 4776 and encodes 232 amino acids. The record is from RefSeq and is a predicted model, not a curated record. The transcript has 9 exons. Gene Ontology annotation, cellular component: plasma membrane.